Molecule: messenger RNA, 2733 nt
Organism: Penicilliopsis zonata CBS 506.65
Lineage: Eukaryota; Fungi; Ascomycota; Eurotiomycetes; Eurotiales; Aspergillaceae
Exons: 2
Coding region: 31-2733 (900 amino acids)
Biological process (GO): maturation of SSU-rRNA
Cellular component (GO): nucleolus; small-subunit processome; Noc4p-Nop14p complex
Source: RefSeq, a predicted model, not a curated record
GAUCAAAGUGCUCUCACCAACACAUUCGCCAUGCCUCCGUCUCAGCUCAAGCAGCUGAAGGCCUCCCUCCGUGAUAGUGGUGUUUUGGGGCCUCAGCAAUCAAAGAAACAAAAACGUCAGAACGCUCAAUCUGGUGCGAAUGUGCAAAAUCGAAUCAAGAGGAAUGCGGCGCUGCAGGCAAUCAGAGACCGGUUCAAUCCUUUUGAGAUCAAGGCACCGGCUUCUCGUGGUAAAUUUGAUGUGACUACUAGAGACAACAAAGGGGCGACUGCGCCACGGGUGCGCCCCGGUGUCACCAAGUCCCUGGGCGAGGAAAGAAGACGCGCAACUCUCCUUCAAGAGAUGAACAAGAAGAAUAAAACCGGUGGUAUCCUCGAUCGUCGUUUUGGUGAAAAUGACCCCACCAUGACGCCGGAAGAGAGAGCCGCUGAGCGAUUCGCCAGAGAAAGCCAGCGGAAGUUGAGGAAAGAUUCGAUGUUCAACCUGGAGGAAGACGAAGAAGAGUUUCAGUUAACCCACGGAGGCCAAUCCCUGACCUUUGAUGGUGUGAACUUGGAUGAUUUUCAGGAUCGUGAACUUGAGGAGGACGACGACGAGAUGUCAGAUGGCGAAAUGUCGCGAAAACGAAAGCGCAUUUUCAACGAGGACGGCGAGUUGGAAGAGGUCCCUGAGAAGGAAGGGGAUGAGCAGCCGGAUCGCAAGAAGUCGAAAAACGAGGUCAUGAAAGAGCUGAUCGCCAAAUCGAAAUUCUACAAGCAUGAACGACAGCAGGCCAAAGAGGAUGAUGAUGACCUGCGCGAGGAACUUGAUAAAGAACUACCUGAUCUUUUCGCGAUGCUGAGGGGCGUACCGGCGCCUGCCAAACCCGCUAACGAUAAGAAGGACCUCGAGUCAAUGAAUCCCGAGCGUGCGGCUUUGAUUGAAGGGAACUCGAAGGAACAUGCAGACAAGGAAUACGACCAACAACUGAAACAGCUUACGUUUGACAAGCGAUCAAAGCCAACGGAUCGGACCAAGACCGAGGAGGAGAAGGCGGAAGAGGAGGCGCAGCGCUUGAAAACUCUCGAAGAGGAGCGUUUGAGAAGAAUGCGUGGAGAAGAGCUAGAUGAUAGUGAUGAGGAACAAGAAGACAAGGAGGAGGAGGAAGAGGAAGAAGAUGAUGAUGACGAUGGCUCGGAUGAUGAGUCGAUUCCGGAUGAUGCUCUUGCCUUUGGUCUGCGCCAAACGACAACCCGUCCCGAACUUGGUGUGGAGGAUGAAGAUGAUUUUAUCAUUGAUGAUGAUCUUGUGGAAACGAGAUCGGAUGUCAGUCUCUCAUUCAUUGAGAGCGAUGAAGACAUGUCUGGAGAGGAACCUGGGGAGUCUUCAGAAGAAGAGGAGGAGGAGGACGAAUUGAUCAAUGGAUUUACCACACCAGCCCAAGGUGACGAAGACGCAAAUCCUAGUGGGAUUGCUUUCACCUUCCCUUGCCCCGAGGAUCACGAAUCGUUCCUCCAGAUACUGGAAAAGGUUGCUGUAGAGGACCUACCAACAGUCAUCCAAAGAAUUCGUGCGCUGCACCACCCCCGCCUUCACAGCGACAACAAGGCAAAACUGGGUCGUUUCUCGGCAAUCCUCGUCCAGCAUGUUGCCUACCUCGCGAAUCAACCAGAGCACCCCCCGUUUGCCAUCCUCGAGAAUAUCCUGCGGCACAUCCAUUCGAUGUCCAAGGUCUACCCGGAUAAAGUUGCGAUGGCGUUCAGGGACCAUCUUCGUGAGAUGUCUAUAUCUCGGCCUUUGAACCCUCUGCCGGGUGACCUGAUCAUCUUGACCGGCGUUUCGACCAUCUUUCCGACUUCGGAUCAUUUCCAUGCCGUCGCCACUCCGGCCCAUCUCUCUAUCGCUCGGUACUUGGAACAAGGCUCCGUUGACACCCUUGCAGAUAUCUCCAUUGGCGCGUAUGCUGCAAGUUUGUGCCUUCAGUACCAGAUGAUUUCGAAGCGCUAUAUCCCUGAAUUCAUGAAUUACGUGCUGAACGCGCUGUGCAAUCUGUCACCCGAGGAGCCAUCAAAGAGCCUUGGGUUUUUCCCGUUGAGGAAGCCUCAGGAAUCUCUGCGACUGACAUCCAAGUCCGCCAAACAUCGAAAGAUGCAAUUCUGGGAUAUUCUAGGGUCCGAGUCCAAGGAAGAGUUGAAAGUCGCUCUCAUCGCGACCUUUGUGAGCCUGCUCAACUCUGCGGCCGAACUCUGGGCUGCAAAGUCCGCGUUUGCAGAGAUCUUUACCCCAGCUCUCAGGCUGCUCAAGCAUCUCAAGAAAUCGAGUAAGGGUAAGCAGCUCCCCUCUGAUGUGCAGGAUAGCCUGCAGGUCACGCUCGACAAGCUGGAGCAGCUGCUUUCGCAAGCCCGCUCGAAUCGCAGGCCCUUGCUUUUGCACAACCACCGGCCGCUAGCGAUCAAGACGUCGAUCCCCAAGUUCGAGGAAAACUUCAACCCGGACAAGCACUACGAUCCGGACCGCGAGCGUGCCGAGUCGAACCGGCUCCGAGCCGAGUACAAGCGCGAGCACAAGGGGGCGAUGCGGGAGCUGCGCAAGGACGCCAACUUCAUUGCGCGCGAGAAGCUGCGGGAGAAGAAGGAGCGCGAUGCCGAGUACGAGAAGAAGUACAAGCGGCUUGUGGCGGAGAUCCAGAACGAGGAGGGCCGCGAGGCGAAUGCCUACGAGCGGGAGAGAAAGAUGCGCAAAGGGAAGCGGUAG